Hyla sarda is the source of this 1965-nucleotide messenger RNA. It is a transcript of the gene KCTD10, whose product is annotated as potassium channel tetramerization domain containing 10. NCBI's taxonomy places the organism in Eukaryota, Metazoa, Chordata, Amphibia, Anura, Hylidae. Bases 141 to 1205 code for a protein of 354 amino acids. Gene Ontology annotation, biological process: proteasome-mediated ubiquitin-dependent protein catabolic process; protein homooligomerization; protein ubiquitination. Gene Ontology annotation, cellular component: Cul3-RING ubiquitin ligase complex. Gene Ontology annotation, molecular function: protein binding; ubiquitin-protein transferase activity. The transcript is spliced from 7 exons. The record is from RefSeq and is a predicted model, not a curated record.
UCACUACAGUUUGUUCUAGGUCCCUCUAUGGAUGAAGAGCCUCGGGGGUAUACAGAGGCGACCUGUGCUUCGUAUUUUGAGGAAUCCUCUGUCCUCUGGUUAGAUGAGGAGGAGGGGCGUAUAUUGUUUCAACAGUGAACAUGGCCGCCGUGCAGGACUCAGACUGGGAGGCGCAGCCCGGAAGUGCGUCAUUGACGGGCGGAAGUGGCGAUCAGGACUGGGUGGUUCCCGUUUUUUGGCCUGAGGGAAGUUUAUCGGGUUUGAUGGAAGAAAUGUCAGGAGAGAGUGUGGUGAGCGCUGUGGUGCCAGCUACUACAACCCGGACCACCUCUUAUAAGUGUGCCAGCACCAGUUCCAAAUAUGUGAAGCUUAAUGUAGGGGGGGCCUUGUAUUACACCACCAUGCAAACCCUCACCAAGCAGGACACUAUGCUCAAAGCAAUGUUUAGUGGGAGAAUGGAAGUGCUGACCGAUAGCGAGGGUUGGAUUCUUAUAGACCGUUGCGGGAAGCACUUUGGGACCAUAUUGAAUUACCUGAGAGAUGGAGCUGUUCCACUUCCAGAAACACGGAGAGAAAUUGAAGAACUCUUGGCAGAGGCAAAGUAUUAUUUGGUGCAGGGGCUGGCAGAUGAGUGUCAGGCAUCUCUUCAGAAUAAAGAUGUUUAUGAACCGUUCUGCAAAGUCCCUGUGAUCACAUCAUCAAAAGAAGAGCAGAAGUUGAUCGCUACAUCUAAUAAGCCUGCAGUCAAGUUACUGUACAACAGAAGCAACAACAAGUAUUCCUAUACCAGUAACUCUGAUGACAACAUGCUCAAGAAUAUCGAGUUAUUUGACAAGUUGUCACUGCGGUUUAAUGGAAGGGUAUUGUUCAUUAAAGAUGUGAUUGGUGAUGAAAUCUGCUGUUGGUCGUUCUAUGGUCAGGGGCGAAAAAUUGCAGAGGUGUGCUGUACAUCCAUUGUGUAUGCUACAGAAAAGAAACAAACUAAGGUUGAGUUUCCAGAGGCAAGAAUCUAUGAAGAGACUCUUAACAUUUUACUGUAUGAGGCCCAGGAUGGACGGGGACCAGACAAUGCUCUUCUUGAGGCCACAGGAGGGGCAGCUGGACGCUCUCAUCACCUUGAUGAUGAUGAUGAGCGGGAUCGCAUCGAAAGAGUAAGACGGAUUCACAUCAAACGACCAGAUGACAGGGCUCAUCUUCACCAGUAGGACUUAUCCACUUGACUAUGAUUUCUCCGUCCACAAAACAGGCCUGUCUGCUCUGGUUCGUACCAGGCCACAUGAGAAAAGGUUAUGGUGGUUGUAAAUGGCACCUGCCUGUGAGUUUGGGUCCAGCCUCAUCUGCUACAUUUUCUGUGACUUAUUUAUAUCACUUUGAAGGGACAGAGACCAAACUUGAGUGCGUUAUUUUUUUAAUUUUUUUUGUUAUGAUUGUAAGUAUGGAUCGACCCAGCCCCACAGCAGCUCCUGGUUGUUUCAUAGUAAUCUAGCCAGCAAAGCACCAAGAUAGGACAUAUCAAUUGUGGGAAAUGAAGGUGAAUUUGUGUCUCGAUGGACUAAAUAUAUUGCCUUAAUGCAUUGCUUCAUAGUCUGUGGUACCCAUUGACUGUAUAUUGUGUAGACCAAGAAAACCUUCUGUACUUCUGCUCGGUGCAAUUAAUUCCAUUAGAUGUUUUGGAGGUAAAUUGUCUUCAUUGGUUUGCAUUCAGAUACUUUUGCUGUAUACCUGGUGAGGUUUAAGUGCGUUUGAUGGAUGUCAGUUCUAACUUUAUUUCAGUUACAAACGUUUAUGGCUCUGCUGGAUCUAAACUGGGAACUAUCCUUACCACCUAGACAAGCAAUGCACCUUCAAGUGUUUUUAUUUCCGGUUUAAUAUUCUAUAUAUUUUUCUUUUGUUUUACGUAGCUUUAGUCUCUUAAAUGUAUAAAAUAAUUUAUAUUGACCCAAUAAACCAAUAUGGACACUUUUG